Helianthus annuus (common sunflower) is the source of this 507-nucleotide messenger RNA. RefSeq names its product auxin-responsive protein SAUR36. Gene Ontology annotation, biological process: response to auxin. Bases 1 to 507 code for a protein of 168 amino acids. NCBI's taxonomy places the organism in Eukaryota, Viridiplantae, Streptophyta, Magnoliopsida, Asterales, Asteraceae. The transcript has a single exon. The record is from RefSeq and is a predicted model, not a curated record.
AUGCAACGGAUUAGAGGUUUUAGAAUCGGUCACAAGCUCGUAAAGCUCGUCGGAUGGGGACUUCAUCGACGACGAAAAGAUUCAACUUACCUAAGAUUAAACAAGCCCAGCUACACAGCCCGAGCCAUGUCCAAGCUUCGUGGGUUCGCGUGUUCGUUGAAGAAAAGCGCGAAAGACAUAUGUUUUCGCAAGAGUUCGAGUUACAUUCGACUCGGGACGAAAGAAAAGAUUAAGAAUCCGGUUCCAAAAGGGCAUUUGGCAGUGUACGUUGGUGAAAAGGAACAUGAUGCACGUAGGGUUUUGGUGCCGGUUAUUUAUUUUAAUCAUCCGUUAUUUGGGGAUUUGUUAAGGGAAACUGAGAAGGUUUAUGGGUUUAAUUAUGAUGGUGGGAUUCAUGUACCUUGCCGUAUAUCUGAGUUUGAGAAUGUGAAGACUAAAAUUAACGCUGCUGGUGGUUGUGGUGGCGAUAGGUUCCGUUCACGGCGGAGCUGGCGGCUUACUUUGUGA